Molecule: messenger RNA, 325 nt
Organism: Perkinsus marinus ATCC 50983
Lineage: Eukaryota; Perkinsozoa; Perkinsida; Perkinsidae
Exons: 1
Source: RefSeq, a predicted model, not a curated record
GUUUAUCGUCCUCUCUGCUGAUCCCAAUGGGCUCUACAUGGCGGGCAUUACCAACGCCGGCUACCUCCGCCUCUACGACCUGCGCUCGAACAUCAUGGUUUGGUCCUUGCCGCUCAUCAAAAGUGGACGCGAUCAAGUCUGGCUGUCAGUUUGGUGGUGGCGCGACUGCAUUCUGGCUGUAGCCGAUACUUUUCUGGCCGUAGUAGACCCCGUCACAGAGAAGUGUAUCGUUGCGGUUGAGUACCAGGAGAUGGCAUCCCUGGAGCUCAUCGGAAUCCGCCACGACCAGUUUUUGACGGCUCUUGGGAUCCCAGCGGAUCGUGGA